This is a messenger RNA of Odocoileus virginianus texanus, 1516 nucleotides long. Lineage: Eukaryota; Metazoa; Chordata; Mammalia; Artiodactyla; Cervidae. The record is from RefSeq and is a predicted model, not a curated record.
UCCAUGUACCCCCAGGGAAGUCCCUUUAAGGAUCAUCUUUGUAGUUUUGUACUACUUUUCUAGGACUCCUGGAUUAUAAUUUUCUAGGUAGAAAGCUAGGUCUUUUAUUUUUAGGGCCUUGAACUGACAAGUAUAAAAAUGUACAAUCUGAUUAUCAACAAAUACUUUGUACAGACCAAUAAUAUAAGUACAAGUUAACAAAAUCACUAUUGAAAUGUGACAUAUUUUUAAUUAGCAGGUAGGUAAUGGCUUUGCUUAAUGGGGUUCACAGCAAAAAAAGAUUGCUGUGUUCUGUUCCUUGUUUUUUAGGCUCUGUUUCUCAAACACAUCUUCAUAUUUUGGAAUAAGCAAAAUUUAAUCUGAGCUUUAUAACUUGUUUGGAUUUAAGAAAUGUAAGGAGGAGUUCCAUUCUAACCAAAUUCUUCCUGACACGACAGUUCACCCUGAUUUACCAGUUUUCAUAGCAUUGUUGAACACAGAGAGUGCCUCUGCAAUUUUCUGACUCAUGUUCUGGCGAGUAGGGAAAAUUGCUUAAGGAGGUUGACAUUAGUCAAAUGUACAGAUGAGAAAAAUUAAUUUUCCCAUAUUGAUCCUUAGAAAAGAUCCCUGUAUGUUCAACCCUGAAGAGGAGGAAAGUCCAGAUUUCACUUAUAAGGAUCCAAUGACUGUAUCUUUAUAAGAGAAAAGAGGAAGAUUUAGACACAAAGACACAGAAGAGAAGAUGCCGUGAAGAUGGAGGCAGAGAUCAGAGUAAUAGAGCUGACAAGCUGAGGGAUACCGGGAACCACUAGAAGUUUCAGGUAACCUGUGGAAGUGAAGUUGUGAAGGAUGGGUAAAGACUUUCGUUACUAUUUCCAGCACCCCUGGUCUCGCAUGAUCGUGGCUUACUUGGUGAUCUUCUUUAACUUCUUAAUAUUUGCGGAGGACCCAGUUUCUCAUAGCCAAACAGAAGCCAAUGUUAUUGUUGUUGGAAACUGUUUUUCAUUUGUAACAAAUAAAUAUCCUCGAGGAGUUGGCUGGAGGCUUCUGAAGGUGCUUCUAUGGCUGCUUGCCAUUCUCAUAGGACUAAUAGCUGGCAAAUUUCUAUUCCAUCAGCGUUUGUUUGGUCAGUUGCUCCGGUUAAAAAUGUUUCGUGAGGAUCAUGGAUCAUGGAUGACAAUGUUCUUCAGCACAAUUCUCUUUCUCUUCAUCUUUUCUCACAUAUACAACACGAUCCUUCUAAUGGAUGGGACAAUGGGAUGGUGGGACAAGCUCAUCUGGUGUGACGAGACUCGUUGUUCCCCCAGAAUGUGAAACAUGCCAAAACCUAAGUCAACCAUCGUUUCAGGCAAAUCUGACAGCAGUCUGACUUUCUGAGUGACUGCAUACUGGCACUUCUCAGUUGGAAGAUCCAUUAUUAUUUCCCAAGCAUGCACACCGACAGCAGCCCCAAAAGGAGGCAGCGUAGAAACCACAGCUGUGAGAAGGUGCUGACUCAUUCAUGCUUGCACAGUUAAAAAGCCCUGGAAUCAGGACC